AAGUGAGACCCGCUGGUACAGAUGAAGCAACAAACCGAGGACUGGGAAGCCAAUCCCAAUAUCCCGCAGCCACCAGUGAUUACCCCCAAUGUACCAUGCUUGCCUACACCUAUACUCCAGCCCAGACUCCAAUUUAAAAACUUGAUUGAUCCUUCAUCUCAUCAUAUUUUCGCUUGGUGUGUCUCAUGCGCAAACGUCUUAUUUAUCCAAUGCGACGCGGUAGCCGACCUUCCAUAUAUGUCCAACGGCAAAGGUUCUAUCGACCGCUGUGAACCUAAGUCUGUCAUGAUUGCAGUUAGCUGCAGAUUUUGCUUCGGUGUUACCUUUCAGAAAGUAUCUUCGGAGAUGCUUACAACCUUGAGUCUUAGCCCGGAAUGGGUAGUCAGCACUUUUCUGUAUCAGAACCUGGGAAAAAUUACAUGCAGGCCAGUUACUAUACCACACAGGGGUAAACAGAUCAUUGCUGUACCGAUAGACAAGCUUGCAAAGGAUCUGAAGUUUUCAAAUGGACCGUGUCGCGUUCUUGGGUUGAAAACCACUGCUGCUCAUCAAGCAGACACUUCUAUGGAGGACCUGAUAGCCCCAUUUGUGAGCAGUAACUUCAUCUGAGAAUUCCUAUUGGGUUUCGGAAGGAUCUGUGACUGGAAAACCUCAAUACGCUCCACGUGUGUAUCUUAGAAGGCAUCGUGCAAGGGAACCGGGAAUAUUGCGGCUUGUGACGACCCAAUGAGUAUGGGUAUGUUAAGUAUUUCGUUUUGGGGAAUGAAAUAUUUGCGGACAUGCUCAGAAACGAAGGGGCUAUGCGAAUGAGAACGAG
This is a messenger RNA of Aspergillus uvarum CBS 121591, 817 nucleotides long. RefSeq lists its product as uncharacterized. The coding region runs from base 22 to 609 and encodes 195 amino acids. The record is from RefSeq and is a predicted model, not a curated record. The transcript has a single exon. NCBI's taxonomy places the organism in Eukaryota, Fungi, Ascomycota, Eurotiomycetes, Eurotiales, Aspergillaceae.